Molecule: messenger RNA, 2178 nt
Organism: Orcinus orca (killer whale)
Lineage: Eukaryota; Metazoa; Chordata; Mammalia; Artiodactyla; Delphinidae
Gene: EGLN2
Product: egl-9 family hypoxia inducible factor 2
Exons: 6
Coding region: 391-1599 (402 amino acids)
Biological process (GO): peptidyl-proline hydroxylation to 4-hydroxy-L-proline; cellular response to hypoxia
Cellular component (GO): nucleus; cytoplasm
Molecular function (GO): peptidyl-proline 4-dioxygenase activity; ferrous iron binding; L-ascorbic acid binding
Source: RefSeq, a predicted model, not a curated record
CGCAAGCCCGGUCUCCUACGCCCGGAUGCGGUCACGUGCCCACCGGGCGAGGCGGGGGCGGAGCGUCGCGGGUGGUGGGGGCGGGGUAUGGCGCGCUGUGCGGCGCAGGGCGGCUGGCACAAACGGCGGCGCCGGGGCCGGAGGAAAAACCUCGCCACCGUGACAGGUCCCUUCCCAAGCCCCUAGGGACAGCAGAGGACUUGGGGACCAGCAAGCACCCCCAGGGCACGAGAAAAGCCCCUGCCAUCUGCCCUGCCUCAUCCUGCCCCACGCCAGGCCCAGCCGCCCCGGCCCCCGGCUGCAUCAAGUGGAGGAGGAGGAGGUGGAGGAGGGUGGCACCAUGGGCCUGGGCCGUGCCCUCCAUGCCCGGGGGAUGAAGACACUGCUGCCAUGGACAGCCCGUGCCAGCCGCAGCCCCUGAGUCAGGCUCUCCCUCAGUUGCCGGGUUCGGUGUCAGAGCCCUUGGAGCCUAGCAGGGCCAGGAUGGGGGUGGAGAGUUACCUGCCCUGUCCCCUGCUGUCCUCCUACCACCGUCCAGGAGGGCCUGGUGAGGCCUCGGCGGGGAGUGGGACCCCCAGAGCUACAGCUACUUCCACCACAGCCAGCCCCCUGCGGGAGGGCUUCGGUGGGCAGGAUGGCGGCGAGCUGCGGCCGCUGCAGAGUGAGGGUGCUGCGGCACUGGUCACCAAGGGGUGCCAGCGACUGGCAGCCCAGGGCGCCCGGCCCGAGGCCCCCAAACGGAAAUGGGCAGAGGAUGGUGGGGAUGCCCCCGCCCCCAGCAAGCGGCCCUGGGCCAGGCAGGAGAACCAGGAGGCAGAGACAGAGGGGGAGGGCUGCAGCAGUGGCAGUGGUGAGGCCAGCGCCGGGCUGAGGGAGGAGGUGCUGCCCGCUGCACCUGAGCGCCUGGCCCUGGACUAUAUUGUGCCCUGCAUGCGGUACUAUGGCAUCUGCGUCAAGGACAGCUUCCUGGGGGCGGCGCUGGGUGGCCGAGUGCUGGCAGAGGUGGAGGCCCUGAAGCGGGGCGGGCGCCUGCGUGAUGGGCAGCUAGUGAGCCAGCGGGCUAUCCCGCCACGCAGCAUCCGUGGGGACCAGAUUGCCUGGGUGGAAGGCCAUGAGCCAGGCUGCCGAAGCAUCGGUGCCCUCAUGGCCCACGUGGAUGCUGUAAUCCGCCACUGUGCUGGGAGGCUGGGCAGCUACGUCAUCAAUGGGCGCACCAAGGCCAUGGUGGCAUGUUACCCAGGUAACGGGCUGGGGUACGUGAGACACGUUGACAAUCCCCAUGGCGAUGGGCGCUGCAUCACCUGCAUCUAUUACCUGAAUCAGAACUGGGAUGUCAAGGUGCAUGGCGGCCUGCUGCAGAUAUUCCCUGAGGGCCGUCCCGUGGUAGCCAACAUUGAGCCACUCUUUGACCGGCUGCUCAUUUUCUGGUCUGAUCGGCGGAACCCCCAUGAGGUGAAACCAGCCUAUGCCACCAGGUACGCCAUCACUGUCUGGUAUUUUGAUGCCAAGGAGCGAGCAGCAGCCAAAGACAAGUAUCAGCUAGCAUCAGGACAGAAGGGUGUCCAAGUACCUGUAUCACAGCCGACUACGCCCACCUAGUGGCUAGCCCCAGAGCUGCACGGACAGACAGCUUGCCUGACUUCGGGAGAGCCCUGGGCCCGGUGCCGCCAGUCACGGUGCCUGCUCCUGCCCCGCCACUGCCGCUGCUUCUGACUUUGCCUCUGUUUUGCCUGGUGUGGAGGGCUCCAUCCAUCGCUGAGGACCAAGGAGGAGGAGAGACCUCUGCUGCCCUGGGCUGGGGGCUGGGGCUGUGACCUGGGCAGAGGCCGGUGUUGGGGACUGCCAUUACUGGAGCUGGGGGCCUGUGUCCUGCCCUGUCUGGUCAUGCAUGUCCCUCUCAGGUUUGGAGAGCUGGAAGGAGGCGUUGCCACCUCCCACCAGAAUGCAGGAUUUGGGGUUGGGGUGAGUCAUGGCCUCUUGCUGGCAAAGGUUUGUGGGGGAGUAUCCCCAAGCCCCCCACUCCUCCAGCCUGGAAUGGGAAGUGACUCCCCAGCCCCUUUGGCCACGGCACCUUUUGGACUAGGCUGCCGCUGCUGGGCAGGAUGAAAGGUGCUGGGAGGAGCAUGGGCCUGCAAGUCCUGUCAGCCAAGAAAUAAAAGUUUACCUCAGAGCUGCACA